GGUUUUUCGGGUCAUCAUACCAAAAUGCUAGAGCUCUCAUCCGUCAUUUCCCUCACAUCCUUCUUUCAUUUUCUUCCAAGCUUCAAUGUUCUAACUUCUCACACAUAAGACAUCCCUUCUUUCUUGUAUUCCCAAUUGUACCCAACCUUGUAUUCGCUCGGUAAGACAUACAUUGGUCUAUCGGCAUUUGGAUUGCGUUUUCGGGAAGACCCGCUAGGAAGGAUUAUCGUCAGCCUGACAUUACCUAGUACCUUCGCGCAAGCCCUACUGUCGUAUUCCCACAGGUGCAUCGUAAGCUCGUCAGAGCUGGUGAUUCGGCGCAUGGCACAGCAGGUAGAAACGACUUACAUUGCGAACACUGGCUAUAGGAGGAAAACAGGUCAAACAGGUAUCCAGAAAAGCCACCGUCAACAUCUUAUCCACAUUGACUCAAACCACCACCUCUCGCGCUAUUCUCUUACUCAACCGAAAAUAUGAUGUCAGCACAGCUCCAACAGCCUGGUCAGGCUGGAGCUCAACUAUCCGCUUCCGAGAACAAGUCAAGUGAUACCACCGUUCUUUCGGCAACAGAACAACCAAAGCUUACUGAGACCAAACCGCUCAAAAACCGUGCUCUGGAAAGCAAGAGCCCGUACGUACGAGCAAAUGCCGAUAGCCUGGUAGCAUGGCAACUGCUGGACGACGAUGCAGUUAGUCGUGCCAAGAAGGAGAACAAGCUGAUAUUCCUCAGCAUCGGCUUCCUCGCUUCUCACCACUGCUAUCUGACGAGGCAAGAGUCUUUCUCCAAUCCAAAGGUCGCGUCCCUACUCAACGAGCAUUUUGUACCCAUUCUUAUCGAUCGCGAAGAGCGACCGGAUAUCGAUAGCAUCUAUAUGAGCUAUAACCAAUCCCUUAGUGGCAGUGGAGGCUGGCCAUUGAACGUUUUCCUUACCCCAGAGUUGGAGCCGGUUUUCAGUGGAACUUAUUGGGCGGCACCUGGCGUCCAAGAUGAUAUUGCGGUGGAGAAUGAUGGAGUCGAAAAGCCUCUUGAUUGGGUCGUGGUUAUUAAGAAAGUUCUCGCAUCCUGGCUAGAUGAAGAGUGUCGUGUUCGCGAUGAAGCCAAGAAGAUGGUAGUUGAGCUGAGUCAUAUUUCCGCUGAAGGCACCCUGAACCAUGCAGGGAGUGAUUUCUUGCAUGCCCCCGCCUCGUCUACUCAAGGAGGAGCUGCUGUUGGAGCUGUGGAUUAUUCUCGUGAAGUCUUUGGUGAGGUCGACUUAGAUCAGAUCGAAGAAGCGUACGAACGAAUCACAAGAACCUUCGAUCCCAUGUGUGGUGGUUUUGGCCUGGAGGAUAAGUUCCCGACUUCGGCAAAGCUGUCCUUGCUCCUGAGAGCAACCCGGUUUCCGAAAGUUGUGCAGGAUGUAGUCGGCCCCAAUGAUUGUAGUUACAUCAGUGGAAUGGGCCUGCAUACUCUACGACGAAUCGCUAAUGGUGCUGUUCAUGACCAUAUUGGAGGUGGUUUCCACCGAUACUCGAUCACGAGGGAUUGGUCCUUACCAGCAUUCGAGAAAAUGCUGAUAGAUAACGUCUUGCUGCUCGGACUUUUCUUGGACGCCUGGCUCCUUUCUGGAGGUACUUGGCGCGAUGAGUUUGCUGACGUCGUAACCGAGAUCGCCGAUUAUCUCAUCAGUGAUAGAAUGCUAUCACCGAAGGGUGGAUUCUUCACUAGCGAAGCAGCAGAUUCCUUCAACCGAAAGGGUGACAAAGUAAUGCGUAAUGGAGCAUACUAUCUGUGGACAAGAAAGGAAUUUGAUGGAAUCGUUGGCGAUGUGCAUGAGAGCGAGACUGCUGCCACUUAUUGGAAUGUACAAGAACAUGGCAACGUCGAUCCUAAUAAUGACCCUAACGACGAUUUCCUCAACCAGAACGUUCUCCAGGUAGUUAAGAACUCCGCGAGAUUGAGUCAGCAGUUGGGAAUUUCGGAGUGGGAGGUGAACCAACGAAUCGAGGCCGCAAAGGCAAAACUACGCUCACAUCGACAAAAGGAACGUGUUCAGCCUGAUAUUGACACCAAGAUUGUCACUGCCUAUAAUGGCAUGGCUAUUGCUGGUUUGACCCGACUAGCCCUUGCUUUCCUUCACACGAAUGCCGGCAUGAAUCAACGAGGAGAGAAGUACUUGGAGAUAGCGAAAAAGGCGGCCUUAUUCGUGAAAAAUGAGCUUUGGGAUAACGACAAGAAAAUUCUCUAUCGAGUUUACUCCGAUGGCCGCACAGAUAUUGAGGCAUUUGCCGAGGACUAUGCUCUAUUGAUCGAGGGCCUUAUAGAGCUUUACGAAGGUACUGCAGAUGAAUCAUGGCUUGAGUGGGCGGACGAGUUACAGGCGCUCCAGAUCAAACUUUUCUAUGACAGCCCUACACCUGCACCUACGAUGGCAAACGCUAGGUGCGGAGCCUUCUACUCUACGGUUCUGGGUGCACCGUACACGCUACUCCGUAUCAAAGAUGCCAUGGACACCUCACAACCAUCGGUUAACGCGGUAUCCGUCUCUAACCUGUUUAGACUAGGGGGGUUGUUGGGCGAUAACAAGUACACGUACUUAGCGAAAGAGAGUGUCAAUGCUUUCGGCGUCGAGAUGCUGGAACAUCCUAACUUGUUUCCUGGCCUCUUAUGCGGAAUCAUCCCUUGGAAAUUGGGUGGCGAACACUGGCUCGCAGUCGGAGAGAAGCAUGACCCUGCACAAUUGGCAAUAUUCCAUAAGGCACCUCGUGCCGCCUUAUGCACGCUCCGCCAUCACAUCCCAGGAAAGGCUGAUUCAUGGUUGGCUAAACGGGAUGCGAAGACCGCCACACUCCCCCAAGAACCUGGGUUCUACGCAAAGUCAUCGGAUGGGACAUAUCGCAGAUUGGAUAGUGAUGAGCUCGCGAAGCAGGAUCUAGGCCAUUCCCCCUUUUCCCGCGGCUAGUAUUCUGGAGCAUAUUGAGAAUUGUUAGGGCAAUGAGUAUACUUAUAUCAGGGUGGGGAUCAUUAUUAACAAGCAUCGACAUGGUUAUAUUGGCGGAAUCAAAUGGGAAUCCUAAAGGGAAGCGGCGAGCCCUACAACGAUUACUGGAAAUACUUCGGAUUACAAGGGCCAUGUUGACGAAACGGCUGGAAUUACACGAACUAACGCAUUUUCCCUUCUUUCUAUGAGGUACUACUAAGGAUUUAUUAUCGGAUCGUGAAAGAUACCAGGGGGCGUCUAUGGUACACGGUUUAGGGGGUGAAUGUUUUUUAAAACGUGUGUGGUGGGUGGGAUGUGGGAUGUGUUUAUUUGCAUUGCAUGGUUGCAUAGGUAGAUGAUGUUAAAUGAAUGAAUUGAUUUAAAUUUGCGG
Molecule: messenger RNA, 3351 nt
Organism: Annulohypoxylon maeteangense
Lineage: Eukaryota; Fungi; Ascomycota; Sordariomycetes; Xylariales; Hypoxylaceae
Exons: 3
Coding region: 474-2942 (822 amino acids)
Biological process (GO): carbohydrate metabolic process
Source: RefSeq, a predicted model, not a curated record